Molecule: messenger RNA, 1807 nt
Organism: Cherax quadricarinatus
Lineage: Eukaryota; Metazoa; Arthropoda; Malacostraca; Decapoda; Parastacidae
Gene: Nup75
Product: nuclear pore complex protein Nup75
Biological process (GO): positive regulation of DNA-templated transcription; protein import into nucleus; mRNA export from nucleus
Cellular component (GO): nuclear pore outer ring
Molecular function (GO): structural constituent of nuclear pore
Source: RefSeq, a predicted model, not a curated record
AUUGUAAUCUUUAUAGAGAAUAAACUUUGAAUUGAAUUGAAUGAAUUAACUCUUGGCUGAGCGAGUGACGGCAUACAACCGACCACGCACAUACACACACAACCAUGAGUGCAUUUUCGAAAAAUACCAGUAGAACAUGGAGUAUUCAAGAUCCAGUGAUUACCAAUAGAAUGCAUGGUAUAAUUGGAGGUGUUAGUUCCCUUCUGGUUUUUCCACAUAAAGAUCACUACAAGGAUGACAGAGAAUAUCCAUCUGCAGUGGAAGGUAAAAUCAAAUUGUACCAAGUGGAGUCAUUCUCAUGGCUGUGGAGCCGGCAAGCACGAAAGUUGAUCAACGAGGCCAUGGGCACAUUUAUCUCGCUUCAAGAUGCAGUUAAAGAAGUUGAACCUGAUGAUUAUAAAUCUGUGCUUGUAAAAAAAUGCAGAGAAUACAGAUCAAUGAUUCAGGCAUGCGUUGAAGAUAUAACUAUGUGUCGAGAGUGUGAAGGUGACCAAGAAGAAUUAACAGCUAGUGGGCAGUUGCUUUACAAGAUGGAGCUCAUUCUUAGUCUUAUUGAAAUACUCUUCAUUGACAAAAAACCAGGUGGAAUGAUAUUAGGACAGUUGCUUAUGUGGAUUCGCUCUCACUUUACUCAGUGUAUAGAGAAGAAAAAUGAAGUUAUGGAAUCUGAUCAUCCACACCAGCAUUCAGCAUACUGGGAGGCUGUGUAUGGAUCAGUGCUCCAGGGAAGAAUGGAAGAUGCUCGUCAUAUGCUGUCGAAUCAUCCCUUUGCUGACACUGACCCUUUCCUCUCAAUAGAUGAAUUGCUGCGAAAGAUGCCAUUCUAUCAGGUAUAUGGUGGAGUUUCAGUUGCAGAGUUUACAGUACGCUGGCAGCACUGGCAAAGUGAAUGUGAACGACGCUUGCAAGAGGGACACUACUCUACAUGCCAUCAACUGCAAACAGUUUGCAAAAUACUUUGUGGAGACCAGAAAACUAUUAACAACUUGAUUGACUUGAUGGACACUUGGUAUCAUCUAAUGGUCUCUACCUUACUGUUCACCUGUCCUACAGUGAAGCUCUUCCGUUUGCACAGUGCCGCACAGGAUGCUAUUGCAUGUGUAGGUGGAGAACAGAGUACAACACCAUUGGAUCAUGUCUUACUUGCUGCUAUGGAAGCAGACAUUCAUCAAGUAAUCAAGGAAUGCCAGCAAGUCUUGGACAAUACUUGGUUUACUGCCCACGUCACUGAUUUGUUGUGUCAUACUAUGGGGCAGACAACAGAUCAAAAAUUUUUGCCCGAGCUGCGAGAAUCCCUUCUGCUGGACUAUGUUAGUGUUUUAGUCAGCCACUGCAGCUUGUGGCAGAUUGGGAUCUUAUACUUGGAUCAUCUUGGACCCUCGGGUAUUGCCAUGUCACAGACGGUGCUUCAAAGGCUCCCACUCACCGACGAUUCCCGUGCACACAAAAUUAUACAAAUGGCCAGUGAUAGAAAUUUUGACAGUGUUGUUGUUGGUGUGUGUCGGGUAAUGGGUCGCCGUGCACUAUCUCAAGGACGUUUAGGCUCUGCUAUCUGGUGGGGAGUACGAUCACGUGAUGCUGCCUUUACUUCACAUCUUGCUCACCAGAUACUACAGAAGUACGUAGUAGAAGGCAGAUUCGAGUCUUCCCAGCUGUUGGAUGACCUUGGACCAGCCAUGCUUCUCUCUGACACACUCACAUUCCUAGGUAAAUACAGAGAAUUUCACAUGAUGUAUCAAGAUGGUAACUUCAGAGAUGCAGCAGUACUACUUGUGUCACUAAUCUCCUCCAAGCUGGCACCUGAAUA